AUUGUUAUUAAAUACGACGAACUGAACAAGCAAGAUGAAGAAUUUUUUUCGAAAAUGGUACAGUUUUGGUAAGGGUAAAUACGUAAUUUGAGAAGAUAGGAAGCAUAGUUUCGGCAAGGGCUUAUAGAGGGUUUUGCGCUGCUCGUAAAAGCUGUCUUAUUUUCCUUUCUGGCUUGGUCUGCAAGACAUGAUAGAAAACAAUGGUGGAUCCAUUCCAUUCCAGUCAUUAGCGUAAAUUGGCAAUAAACUUAACCAACUGCAUAAUCACUGAGAAAAGGGUCAAUUUUGGAGCUUAAUCUUCACUAUUUGCAGCCACUCAUGUUGAAGGCCAUUACGUCUUCGUGCUUACGAGCUCGAUACCAUGCCAAGGCCUCGACGUUGCCUACCUAUAAACGUCUGGGGACUGAGUCGACUUCGCCAUUAUUGCGGGUGUUUGGUUCACUCAGAGAAUCGAGUCGUCUAAACACUAAUUUAUACUGGAGAGUGUUCUUUUGCUCGGAAUCCGGCGGCGAUGGGUCGGAGCCCGUUGCAGAAUCCGGUUCUGAGGCAAAGAAGGGUGAGGUGGAAGCUGAAGAAUCGAACGCCAAAUCUUCCGCUAUAGUUCCUGUAUUCAAGCCGGAAGAUUGCCUUACGGUUCUGGCAUUGCCACUGCUACAUCGGCCAUUAUUUCCGGGAUUCUACAUGCCUAUUUUCGUUAAGGAUCCCAAGUUAUUGGCAGCUUUAGUGGCUAGUAAAAAACGUCAAGCACCCUAUGCUGGUGCUUUUCUUGUUAAAGAUGAUCCAGGAAGCGAUUCUAAUAUAGCAUCUGGUUCAGACACGGAUAAAAGUAUAUAUGACCUUAAGGGAAAGGAUUUGUUGAAUCGUCUUCAAGAAAUUGGUACACUAGCUCAGAUCUCAAGUAUCCAAGGAGAUCAGGUGGUUCUGAUUGGCCAUAGGCGACUUCGAAUAACAGAGAUGGUCACCGACCAUCCUCUAACAGUUAAAGUUGAACAUCUCAAGGACAUGCCUUAUGAUAAAGAUGACGAUCUUGUAAAAGCAACAUCUUUUGAGGUCAUAUCAACUCUGAGGGAUGUCUUAAAGACAAGUUCCCUGUGGAGAGAUCAAGUUCAGACUUACAAUCAGCAUAUAGGUGACUUCAAUUACCCAAGGUUGGCAGACUUUGGAGCUGCGAUAUCUGGUGCAAACAAACAUCAAUGCCAACAAGUUCUUGAAGAGCUAGAUGUCUAUAAAAGGUUAAAGCUUACCUUGGAACUAGUAAAGAAGGAGAUGGAAAUUAGUAAAAUUCAGGAAUCAAUAGCAAAAGCAAUUGAAGAGAAGAUAAGUGGUGAACAGCGUCGUUACUUGUUGAAUGAACAGCUUAAGGCCAUAAAGAAGGAACUCGGAUUGGAAGCUGACGAUAAAACGGCUCUUUCUGCUAAAUUUAGAGACAGAAUUGAACCCAAUAAAGAGAAAAUCCCGGCUCAUGUUUUACAAGUUAUAGAAGAAGAACUAACAAAACUGCAGCUUUUAGAGGCUAGUUCAAGUGAAUUUAACGUGACACGUAAUUAUCUUGAUUGGUUGACUGCUUUGCCUUGGGGCAGUUACAGUGAUGAGAACUUCAAUGUAGUUCAGGCACAAAAGAUUCUUGAUGAAGAUCAUUAUGGUUUGUCUGAUGUGAAGGAAAGGAUAUUGGAGUUCAUUGCUGUUGGGAAACUGAGAGGAACCUCUCAAGGAAAGAUAAUCUGUCUCUCUGGACCUCCCGGCGUGGGAAAAACUAGCAUAGGCCGCUCAAUUGCCCGUGCUUUAAAUCGAAAGUUCUAUCGGUUUUCUGUUGGUGGAUUGUCUGAUGUUGCUGAGAUCAAGGGGCAUCGUCGUACUUAUAUUGGUGCCAUGCCAGGAAAAAUGGUGCAGUGCUUGAAAAAUGUUGGAACAUCUAAUCCCCUUGUUCUUAUUGAUGAGAUCGACAAGUUAGGAAGAGGACACGCGGGCGAUCCAGCAAGUGCAAUGUUGGAGCUUCUUGAUCCAGAACAAAAUGCAAAUUUUCUUGAUCACUAUCUUGAUGUUCCAAUUGACUUAUCAAAAGUCUUAUUUGUCUGUACAGCAAAUGUUAUCGAAACAAUACCCAAUCCUCUGCUGGACAGAAUGGAGAUUAUUUCCAUAGCUGGAUAUAUAACUGAUGAGAAAAUGCACAUUGCCAGAGACUAUUUGGAGAAAGCUACACGUGAAGCCUGUGGGAUCCGACCUGAACAGGUGGAAUUGACAGAUGCUGCUCUUCUUGCUUUAAUUGAAAACUACUGCCGAGAAGCAGGUGUUAGAAAUCUUCAGAAACAGAUUGAAAAAAUCUAUCGAAAGGUCGCCCUGCAACUUGUGCGGAGUGGGGCAGAGAAAGAAACAACAAUUGAGGAAGUUCAAUCUAUAGAACCUACAGAAACCAAGCAAGAAACUGACCCUGAAUUGGUGGAUGAAGAAGUAGUGGUUGAAUCAUUGGCAGAUGGGAAUCUUGAAGUGGACGAUAAGAAUGAGGAAGCGCUUACACCAGUAGAGAAAGUGUUGGUAGAUACAUCGAAUUUGACGGAUUUUGUUGGAAAACCGGUGUUCCAUGCUGAGCGUUUAUUUGAUCAGACACCCAUUGGGGUUGUAAUGGGUCUUGCUUGGACUUCUAUGGGGGGUUCCACCCUAUAUAUAGAGACUAUUCUUGUUGAGCAAGAUGAAGGGAAAGGAGCCUUGCAUCUCACUGGUCAACUAGGCGAUGUCAUGAAGGAGAGUGCUCAGAUUGCUCAUACAGUUGCCAGAUCCAUAUUGUUAGAGAAGGAACCGGAUAAUUCAUACUUUGCCAAUUCCAAACUUCAUCUCCAUGUUCCUGCUGGAGCCACACCCAAGGAUGGUCCUAGUGCUGGAUGUACUAUGAUCACUUCAUUGAUGUCUCUUGCCUUGAAGAAGCCUGUUAGGAAGGACCUAGCAAUGACGGGAGAGGUCACAUUGUCCCGUAAGAUUCUCCCAAUUGGUGGGGUCAAGGAGAAGACUAUAGCUGCAAGACGAAGCGGUGUGAAGAUCAUAAUUUUCCCUUCUGCCAACAGACGCGAUUUUGAUGAGCUUGCGCCUAAUGUGAAGGAAGGACUUGAGGUCCACUUUGUGGAUGAUUACAAUGAAAUACUCAAUUUGGCUUUUGGCGAUGAGCAGUCAUCCGAAAAGUAAACAAGCCUCGUCUCUGUAUCGAUGCAAGAGUUUUCAGGAUCUUGUUUCGUGUUGAAGAGGUUAGGUAGUGUAAGUUUAGUUUUAUAAUUUGGCUGGCUGGGCAGGGAUUUGUUUUUCUGAUCUGAUCAAUUUGAUUCUUAUUGAUUAUGUUUAAGGACGAAGUUAUCCCAUUUCUCAUUUGAUGAAUUUUUGGGGGUGAAAUAAGGUUUAUGUGGCUGUAGAAUGUAUACGAGAAAAGAAAAUGAUCAUAACUCGGAUUUUUUGAGCCUCUUGAGACUUGGUUUAAAAUGUCUUUU
Molecule: messenger RNA, 3470 nt
Organism: Impatiens glandulifera
Lineage: Eukaryota; Viridiplantae; Streptophyta; Magnoliopsida; Ericales; Balsaminaceae
Product: lon protease homolog 1, mitochondrial-like
Exons: 20
Coding region: 319-3174 (951 amino acids)
Biological process (GO): chaperone-mediated protein complex assembly; mitochondrion organization; protein quality control for misfolded or incompletely synthesized proteins
Cellular component (GO): mitochondrial matrix
Molecular function (GO): serine-type endopeptidase activity; single-stranded DNA binding; ATP binding
Source: RefSeq, a predicted model, not a curated record